Alexandromys fortis (reed vole) is the source of this 4345-nucleotide messenger RNA. Its product is annotated as histone H4. The coding region runs from base 196 to 507 and encodes 103 amino acids. Gene Ontology annotation, cellular component: nucleosome. Gene Ontology annotation, biological process: nucleosome assembly. The transcript has a single exon. NCBI's taxonomy places the organism in Eukaryota, Metazoa, Chordata, Mammalia, Rodentia, Cricetidae. The record is from RefSeq and is a predicted model, not a curated record. Gene Ontology annotation, molecular function: DNA binding; structural constituent of chromatin; protein heterodimerization activity.
UGGCGUCACUUUCCCCGCCACCGGUUUGGCGGGCUUUCAGCUCUGUUGGGUGGGGUUCAAAGGCCAAAUUUGUGACGUCACUUUCCCGCCGGCGGGGGCUUUCGUUCUGUCGGGGUGGGGAACUAAGGCGAAGCAGCUAUAUAAGGAUCCGCUCUCAGGUACCACGCACUUCUUUCUCUUUCUUCUUUUGUCGCUAUGUCUGGUCGCGGCAAGGGCGGGAAAGGCCUGGGCAAAGGCGGCGCCAAGCGCCACCGCAAGGUCCUGCGCGACAACAUCCAGGGCAUCACCAAGCCCGCCAUCCGCCGCCUGGCCCGGCGCGGAGGAGUCAAGCGCAUCUCCGGCCUCAUCUACGAGGAGACCCGCGGGGUGCUGAAGGUGUUCCUGGAGAACGUGAUCCGCGACGCGGUCACCUACACGGAGCACGCCAAGCGCAAGACCGUCACGGCCAUGGACGUGGUCUACGCGCUCAAGCGCCAGGGCCGCACCCUCUACGGCUUCGGCGGUUAAGCUGUUGCUGCCUUCUCUACUGUGCAAAAGGCCCUUUUCAGGGCCACCGACUUGGUCCUCGAAAAGCUUGGUGGUUUAUUCAUUUUUUUCUCUUAACCAAAGGCCCUUCUCAGGGCCGCCCAUCUACUCUGAAAAGGCGUUGUAAUGCUGAGCCUAUGCCAUGUGCAUUGUACUGAUCGCAGAGAACCGGCUGUAAGUACGCUUUGGUUUGUCUUUGUUAUACGUUCAGUGAAUUGCACGGUGAGACCUCCAAACUAUUAAGUUGUACCAUUUUCUUUAAGUAUGGCCCAAGCAAGCCUGCGCAGCCAAACAACUUGAGAAAAGCUAGACUGAGUGAUGGAAACACGAUUACAUUAUUUUUAGUUUAACUGGAAACUGGGUCAAGCAGGGUGUGUAAGUAAGCUUUCAUUUCAGGUCUUAGUUUUGGUAAAGACAGGUAAGGCUGACCAGGGCGGCUGUUUUACUCUGAUCUUCAGACAACCUUUAUUAAAAUAUAAAUGAAAUUUCAUGGACAUCCAGUUUGAAAAGGAGAAACCUUGAUAAAUGAUAUAGCUCAUUCACAAGGUGACAGUCCUACAAGUUGUAAGGAAAUCUCACAAGGGUUUGGGCAGGGUUCUGUUCUUGUCUUCAGGAAAAUAGAAAAGACCCAUCUUCAAGAAGUAAAGAGGUCUUGGAUGUCUAAAUCCCUAAAGAAGAAAAGAUAGCUAUCCAGAAAGAAUCACCAAGCAAAGAUGAAUCUGACUUAUGGUACCGAUAUUCUCUGCAGGGUAAAAGCUCACUACCUAAGCAUACAUACCUCCUUACUUCUCAAUAUAAUGGCUGUCCCGACUCACUUAAAAAUCAAAGCUGACUGGGACUAAGCUUAUCAAACUUCUAUUUUCAACAAUUCUACUUCUCGCCAUACCUAUUUUUUUUCUCUAUGGUACCUUUCUUUGAAUAUAUGUAUCGAAAUUCAAACUUUUCAUUUUGAUAUGAAUAAUGUUUAAGUUUUCCACAAUGAAUGACAAAUUUUCCUACAAUGAUUUCUGGAGUCUCUAGGAAGAAGAUGGGGCCCCAAGAUUCCGCCUGGUUCAUAUGACGCCAUUCAACUGCUAGCAUUGGACUACAAACUGCUUAGAAUAAUUUCAAGGUGGCUAGCUGAGAUGAUCCAGCCUUACAGACUGCUCUAGCCGGGAUUUGAAACAAGCUUUGCACUUCCCUAUUACGCAUAGACAGGACAAAAAGAUGGUACAGCUACAUCUCCCAGGACUUGACAAUUAACCCACAUGUUUCUUUUCAGGAUCCCCUAAAGAUACCCUCGCCCACGAGGAAGUAAAUUUAAGAAUACGACGCCCACAUUCCCAAAACGGUGGGGGUGGUUGGUUUUGGGUCAUUCAAUGGAUUAUGGAUAUUUGUCAUUGUUUGGAGGGGAGGGUGGCUACAAGUUAUUGGUAAUGGCCAGGAAAAAAAGGUAAACAAAGGAGAUUAGAUUCUAAGUUCUUUUUUUGAAAAGAAAAGAAAAAAAGGGGGGGCAUAGAUAGGAUAGGAUAAAAGGGUAGAUUAUUGGAUCUACUCUGAAAAGAAAAAGGGGAGGACAUAGAAAUGACAGGAUAAAAAGGUAGAUUAUUGAAUUUACUUUUAAAAAGCAACUACUAGUUUUAAAUGUUUCACAGUAGAUUGGCUCUUGUAUAUUGCAUACAAAUUUUGUAUAUUGAUACAAAUUGGAGAUUAAUUUUGUUAAAACAUACUGUAUAUACAUUUCUACUCUUGUUCAAGGUAUUGUACCUAUACAGCUCUUUUAACAAUCUAAUGCAAAUGUCUAGUCUUUGAAAGUUAUUAUUACCAACUGUUAGGAUAAUAAGGAAGUACAGGUUAGUAAUUAGUCACCUAUUACAAUUGAACUUGUAGGCACAUUAGGAAUGUUUUCAAGGUCAAACAAAGAUAUAUUUUAGAUAGACAGGCCAUCCAUCUUCAAACACUUCAGAGGUCUACAGAAUAUGGCUCUUUUUUUUUUUUUUUUUCAUCACAAUGAGACACUGCUGCUGGCAGCACCAAUCUGCUUCAGAGAAGAUAAUGGGCAUUGAAGCAACUCCACAUGGAGCUUACUUUCUUUGUGGCAAAAGUAAGCCACUGGGCAAGAAAAUGCCCCUGUCUCGUAUGACGUCCUAAUUGGGCAAGCAGAACACAAAAGAAAGUGACUGCCCAAUGUCAAGACAAGAAGGGACAGCCCUUCAGAACAUCCUGCUUCCCAGAAGAGUCGCCUGCAGGCUGAAGAUGGAUGCCCCAACGUUGGAGAGGAACUGUGGGUGACUGUCCAGGCAGCCAGCUGUUUCUGUCAUCUCUCUCUCUCUCACAUAUGUUUGGAAGUCACUUGCUCACACUUCCUUCUUAUCAGUUAUUAUUAAUUUCCUUCUUGGAUCUCUGAAGGAGUUGAAGACUGGAUAGUUAUAGUUUUCCUAAUUUAUCUGACACAGAAAGCAAGUUAUGAUAAAAAGUAAAUUAGGUACAAGACUUUGGAGUCACUUAGGAUAGCUAUGGAGUAUUUUCUCUGAAUUUAUCAAAUGCAAAUGGACUAGACAUUGUUGAUGUAUUUAUUGCCUGUAUAUAUUAUAUUUAGUCAUUGUACUUAUUGUAUAUAUUUUUCUUAUAUUAGCUAUAGCCCCUUUUAUUUUAGACAAAAAGGGGAAAUCCAGUGAUAUUUCAUUUGUAGUUUAAUAAAUAAAGGUUACCUGAAGAUCAGAGAGUUAAAUAGCCGCCCAGAUCAGCCUUACAGACCAGGCAGAGGUGACAUACUAAUCCCAGUAGUAUGGCCACACUCGUUUGCCAUAGAAACCAGGCAGUAGUGGUGCAUGCCUUUAAUCCCAGCACUAGAGAGGAAUACAGAUGGGAGGAGACAGCUCUCACAGUCUCAUUCUGAGGAUUGAUUCAAGGAGGCAGGAUCGCCAUUGGAUCGCCAUUUUGGACUGAGGUAGAGUUAAGAGCCCGUGCUUGGCUGUUUUUCUUUUCUGAUCUUCAGGUUGUACCCCAGUAUCUGUCUUUGGAUUUUUAUUAAUCGUGCUGCAACAAUAUCCUAUAACUGCCAUCACAGGAAAUCCAAUACCCUCUUCUGUACUCUGGGCACCCAGACAUAAUGCAGACAAAACAUCCAUACAAUAAAAUAAAAAUAACUUUAAAAGACAAAAGAAAGCAUAAUUUACAAUCUAUAGACAAAUUGUGAGAUGGCAGUGUUGUUCUAGAUGAUAUAGUCAUGAGGACACAUGAAGUCCUGACUGUCAAGGCAUUAUGUCCUAGAGAAGGGGGGCAUGCCUAUGUACAUGCCUACAUACACAGACUAAGAAUAUUGUUAUACACAUUACAUUAAAUAAAACCCACAUAUGGUCACUCUUAAAGAGUUAGGUAUUGAAUUAGGGACUGUGUGGAUGACAAUUCCUGCAAAGAAGUUGUAUCCUCAAAGCCUGACAGUGAUUUGACCUUCAAUGACGUUUGAGCGGACAGAAUGUUGUGUAUUCAAAAUUCAAUUACAAUUUAUUUGGGUCAGUCUUUAGCUCCCUGAAUAGUUAUUGAGAAUUUCUUUGCUGUGUACACCUAAUCCUAUAACCUAACAGAUAAAAACUUCUGGAAAUGUAUUAAGUCUAGCUUGUACCAACAACGAAAAGGGUAUAGUCAUCAGACAUCAUAUGAGGCCAGUAGCAGAGAUUUUGCUCCUUGGCUGUGACUGCCUAAUGUUUCCGCCAAUAUAUUCAAAAAAGUGCCUUAAUUAGUGACCUUUCUUUGUAGCUAUAAAACUUUCAUGAAACUGCCUCUACACGGGAGCAUAGAGUUGGGGGUAACUUAAACCUCUGUUCCUGGUCCAUGAUCU